CACUGACGACAGUUCUAGACUAACUUAGAGCUCCCAAAAAUAGUGAGGGCAUAGGCAUUGUCUUUCGCUUUGUAUUUAUUGGCAAACUUGGAUGGCAUCCAGUUAGACGUUCUUUUCCUCGUUACCCGUUAAGAGAUACUUGUAUCUUUGGAAAACUAAAAGUUUGCUGAAUUCGAGAUGGACACCAGGUUCCUCUUUAUUUCCGGACUCAUCAUGAUCCCCAUGAUAUCAGGCGCCCUGACCUUCAAUGCAACUCUAAUAUGCAGCUUGGUGGUCAACGGAACCAAGAUGAACGAUCCUCGGGCGUGCAACGCGUGGGUUCAGUGCGUCGAUGGGAUCGCUGUGAGUGGUAGCUGUGCGACUGGACUCUUCUACGACCGGGAGAGCCAGAAAUGCCUGAGUUCCAGUAGUGUCAAGUGUCUGUCCAGUGAUCCGUGCGCCGCUGUGCCCACCGGAUUCGCGGCUGAUCCGUACUCCUGCAACGGUUAUUACUACUGCCAGAAUGGCAAGGGGACGCACGGAGUGUGCCCCACUGGGAUGAACUUCAAUUCGGGCACGCAGGACUGCAUCCGGGAUUUUCCGUGCCCGGAUAAGAUGGAUCCGGAUAGCUAUUGCAACAUCCUGCCGGAUGGGGUCUUUGUCAAGGACACGGACAGCUGCAAUGGCUAUCAGAUGUGCUGGGAUGGCCAGGUGAUCAAUGGAACCUGUCCGGGCACCUUCUACUUCAAGGCCUCCACGGCCCAGUGCGAUUAUCCGCAGAAUGUGGAGUGUGACUUCGUCCCAGUGCCAGAUAUCAUCGAGAAGGGUGUAUGUCCAGAGACGGGAGGAUUUAUAUCCGAUAACAAGACCUGCAAUGGCUACUACUACUGCAAGGACUUGGGCAACGGAGAGUUCUCGCUGGAGCAUGGCGUGUGCUCCGACGGAAGAUUUUUCCUGGCCACCGACGGCGGAGCCUGUGUGCCGCGAUCCAAGGUGAAAUGCGGCUACGAUCGCUGCGUGGGCUUGGGCAAUUCCACCAUCCAGCUGGCCAACGAGUCGGAUGAUGGCUGCAGGGGCUAUUCGAUCUGCCAGGAUGGCAUUGUCAUUGGCCAGGGAACUUGUCCGCAGGACGAGUACUUCGACGAAAUUAGCCAGCGGUGCACCACCCAGGUCAUAUCGUAUACCGCCUGCCAGAUAUCGGAGGGAACCACCGGGACCCAAGUCCCAAGUGACACCACCACCACCAUCACUAGCACCACCAUCGCGGUCCCGUGAGCAGCUCCUCAUAAGUAUGGGUGCAUGUGGUGCUGUUAUCAGGCCGAAGUCCUAUAAAAUAUAGAUCAGCUCUUUGUUUAGAUUUCGUGGAAUUGAUUGGACUUUCCCUACA
Drosophila simulans is the source of this 1366-nucleotide messenger RNA. Its product is annotated as peritrophin-44. Gene Ontology annotation, cellular component: extracellular region. Gene Ontology annotation, molecular function: chitin binding. Bases 178 to 1254 code for a protein of 358 amino acids. The transcript is spliced from 2 exons. The record is from RefSeq and is a predicted model, not a curated record. Lineage: Eukaryota; Metazoa; Arthropoda; Insecta; Diptera; Drosophilidae.